Molecule: messenger RNA, 135 nt
Organism: Cetraspora pellucida
Lineage: Eukaryota; Fungi; Glomeromycota; Glomeromycetes; Diversisporales; Gigasporaceae
Source: the annotation of a GenBank genome assembly
AUGGAAAAUGAAGACAACUUUGAACUCACUGAAGAACACUUUUCAAGUAUCGAAUUACAUAAUGAAGAUUUAGCUAUUGUAAUGGAUGAACAAACAGUUGGCAGUUGGGAUAAACUUGAUUUUGUUGAAUUAUAG